Molecule: messenger RNA, 876 nt
Organism: Diabrotica balteata
Lineage: Eukaryota; Metazoa; Arthropoda; Insecta; Coleoptera; Chrysomelidae
Source: the annotation of a GenBank genome assembly
AUGUUUCCCAAAUCGUAUUUAGAUAAUCUAAUAAAUCCAUCCUAUUGGUCUCGUUCUUCUUGUGGCGAAGAAAGAUUAGUAAAACAUGUUGAAUUUAUCGAAAAACAUAGCAAAAUUGUUCUUAAAAAUACUCCUCAUGAAUUGAACGUUCCGUAUGGAACCGAAUCACGGGAAAUUUUAAAUAUAGUUGGAACUGAUUUACCAGACGGUUCUCCCAUUUUUAUUCAUCUUCAUGGUGGAUAUUGGCAAAAACAAGUAGUAAGGAGUGAGAAUGGCAUUUUUAUCGCAAAAAAUUUAUACUCCAAAGGCAUAAAAUGUAUUUUCGUAGGCUAUGAACUCUGCCCAAAGGUGACUCUGGACAAAUUAUGUUUAAACGUCGAAAUUGCUUUAAAAAAGUGUUUGGAAUAUGCAAAAAAGCACGCAACUAUAAAUAGUGGAAUUUACCUUUCUGGUCAUUCAGCAGGAGCUCAAUUAAUUACCAUGCUGUUCAAGUCUUUUAUUCCAAGUCUUUCAAGGAAAGACCAAGCUUUAUUCAAGACAGCGUUUCUUAUAACUGGAGUAUACGAUGUACCUGCAGUGUUACAAACAAACCUCAAUGACUUACUUCAUUUGGAUCAACAAGCUGCUGAAAAUGCUAGUCCCUUACAUCAAGACUUAAAAAACACUGGUUGCCACAUGGUAGUAGUGACGGCAAAAUUUGAUAGCCCUAAAUUAAUCCAACAAGGAGAGGACAUGUAUAAAUACUUUAAGGAAAAAGGUUUUUCUGCAGAGUUUAUAUUUUUGGAGGAUCUAGACCAUUUUGAUGCUAUAGAACGUUUAUAUAAUAAGGAAAGUGAGUUGAUUAAAAAUAUCGUUAAAUGCUGUACGACGAAGUAG